UACGCCUCUCACAACCUCUCUGAGACCGCCAUGGAACGCGUCAAGCAAUUUGCAGCUCAGCUUGGGGUGGGCUCUGGUGUGACGGCACUCGAGCGCAAGAGCGCCGACGAUAUCUGCAUCACGAUGGCCAUUCGGUCACCAUUAUGCAAGGCCAGGAAGGGGGGCUUCAAGGACGCGCGGACAGACGAGCUUAUGCUUGAGAUCUUCAAGGCAUCCAUUGCUCAAUCUGGCAUCGACCCUGCUCUCAUAGGCGACAUCUCUGUCGGCACUGUCCUCACUCAAGAUGCUCUGUACCAGGCGCGUUCCGCCGCACUGGCUGCAGGCAUUCCCAACACUGUCCCCAUCUCGCACGUCAACCGCUUCUGCUCCAGCGGUCUCAUGUCAGUCACGGCCAUUGCGAACCAAAUUCGUGCAGGCCAGAUUGACAUAGGGCUUGCUGUGGGCGUUGAGUCCAUGACCGACAACCCCGACAAGGGCGGUCCGCCGCAGAGCGAGCUCAUUUCGCAGAACACAGAGGCCGCGGACUGCCCGAAGCCCAUGGGCUGGACGAGCGAGAACGUCGCCGCGGAGUUCAACAUAACUCGAGAUGAGCAAGAUGAGUUCGCCGCGCUGUCCUUUCAGCGUGCGGAGCAUGCCCAGAAGGCUGGGUACUUUGCCAAGGAGAUCGUGCCCUUCACGGUGUUCAGCAAGGACUCGGCGACAGGGGCACGCGUGCAGAAGGUCGUCUCGCAGGAUGACGGGAUUCGGUAUGGCACAACGAAGGAGAACCUUGCCAAGAUCAGGUCUGCGUUCCCUCAGUGGGGGAACGGCGCUACGACGGGUGGCAAUGCAAGCCAAAUUACUGAUGGCGCCGCCGCUGUGCUCCUCAUGACAAGGCGCAAGGCCGAGGAGUUGGGGCUGAAGAUCAUCGCGAAGCACAUUUCGACCAGCGUGGCCGGCGUUCCCCCGCGCAUCAUGGGCAUUGGCCCCGUGUUUGCCAUUCCGAUGGUUCUCGAGAAGGCGGGCAUCACCCUGAACGAUGUCGACUUGUUCGAGGUGAACGAGGCGUUCGCUUCGCAGUGCGUAUACGUUCAGAAGAAGUUGGGUAUCCCGCUUGACAAACUGAACGUCAAUGGGGGCGCUAUCGCCCUCGGGCAUCCGCUCGGCUGCACAGGCGCGCGGCAAAUCGCGACCGGGCUGAACGAGCUUGACCGCAGGGGACAGCGGGUGUUGGUGACAUCGAUGUGCAUUGGGACGGGGAUGGGUGCGGCGGCGGUCUUUGUGAGGGAGGCGUAGCCAGUCUAGCUGUACGGGGGACAAUAGCUGAAGUGAAUGAGACUCAUCGUUGCUCGUU
Schizophyllum commune H4-8 is the source of this 1333-nucleotide messenger RNA. RefSeq names its product thiolase. Gene Ontology annotation, cellular component: peroxisome. NCBI's taxonomy places the organism in Eukaryota, Fungi, Basidiomycota, Agaricomycetes, Agaricales, Schizophyllaceae. The transcript has 5 exons. Bases 31 to 1275 code for a protein of 414 amino acids. Gene Ontology annotation, biological process: fatty acid beta-oxidation; phenylacetate catabolic process. Gene Ontology annotation, molecular function: acetyl-CoA C-acyltransferase activity. The record is from RefSeq and is a predicted model, not a curated record.